Messenger RNA from Diutina rugosa, 1572 nucleotides. RefSeq lists its product as uncharacterized. Lineage: Eukaryota; Fungi; Ascomycota; Pichiomycetes; Serinales; Debaryomycetaceae. The transcript has a single exon. The record is from RefSeq and is a predicted model, not a curated record. Bases 1 to 1572 code for a protein of 523 amino acids.
AUGGCGAGAUUCCGAACGUUCAGCGAACUACAACCACUAGAGGACGGACAGGACAAGGGCGACGAGUUUGAUGUGUAUGCGUUCGUGCUUCUGUUGCUGGUGAGUGAAGGCAAAUCAAACUACCAGCGAUUCUUUCUUACGUGCACUGAUUUCACCGAUUGUGACGACGGCAUCGUCAACCAGCAUCUCCUCAGAAACGAUGAAGACUGGUUGUUAAACCAAGAGUCCCACGGUUCCGUUUCUCGCCACCAAGUUGUGGAAAUGAAGGUGUGGUGGUUCCGCAAUGCUGUCAAGUAUCUUGUCGAACGCUCUCGAAAUUUAAUGGGGGCUUUAGAUCCCACACGAAGCCACCUGGUACGAGAAGCAGAAUAUCUCCAAGAGUGUCUUAGAUUGGGUCCAAACGGCAUCGACAAAUGGAAUAGAGGCAACCCCCGCCACUUACGAAUGAGCAACAAUUUCGACAAAAAUUUCUGCGUUAUCAAAACAACCGCUCGUCUCGAACGUGACAGCAAAGACGGACGAUCCAAAGUCGUUGCUCAGAAGGCGUUACUUGUCAAUUAUGAGAGAGAGCUUAAGGAACAUCCUACCGAAAUCGAAGCGUUUAUGGCCCGUCUACGUGAGAAACUUCCCCCCGGACUCUGGCAAGAGCCACGAGCAUUGCAGAUACCACUGGCUCUCCGACCCUCAGUGGAACAAAUAAGACAACGUCAAAAAGAGCUAGAGGCCAUAAUAGCACUGCAUCAAGCCCAGCGAGAACUGGCACUGCAUCAAAACAAUCAUAACCCCACCAGCAAUGGUAACCAAACGAGUGACUAUUCUAAUAUGAACCUUUCAUCAUCAUUUGAAGAAGACUCCGACCUGGAUGAUGAAGACAACAAUGAUCAAAACGUUGACCCUAACCAUGCUGCCUUCAGCCGCAUUCAUGCCGCCAAAACAAUACUGCAGUCGGAGCUGGUAGUGGCCACUCCCUUUAAUUUAGCCACUCUCCAGAAUGCCACGAUGCUAGCCGAAUACGAGGAGGUGGUUCGAGGCGGCCCUGUUGCAGACGACAUUGACUUUGAUGAAGAUAUGAACCUUUCAUCAGAUGACGACUCUCCUCAAGAGAACCACCGCAAUUCAGGAACAUUUAAACCCAACGAUACCCAGAUUGUGUUCGAAUCGAACCCGGUGAAGGUCGAUUCAAUCAGCAAACUUGACCCCCUUGUUAUGGGUCGUCUGUACACAUUCCCCUGUGAACUCUUAGGGUAUGUCAACGACGUUGAGCUCCUGUUACGACCUCGCUACACCUCCACUGACGAUAUUGAGAUCCACGACAUUCAGCUCUGGUUAGUUGACCCUGGCUUCACCACCGAAGGACGCAUCAUCCCCAAAGAUCGGAUAUUGAAGGCUACGUUGGUUCGCGAAAUGGCGGUCAAAUUCUAUGGCUUGGACACUCCCGAGGAGUUAGCAUCACACGGCCGAGAGAUCGACGACCAGAUCAAGCAGAACUGGCAACCCGGCGUGGUGGGGCAGUGUACUGUCAAACGCACCGAGAUCGACGGGAUCCCCAUCUGGCUCUUUGUCAGUCACUAA